AUGUCGCCCAUCUACAGCACCCUAAAAAACACCCAUGGGGAUGAUGAGCCUUUUCUCGAUGAGCAUGCACACCAGAAACGACCGUUACGUGUACAAGAAAGGCGCAGAAGAAUCCCACAGUGGAUCUCGGUCCUGAAAGAUCUUUCCCUGAUUGCCCUCGCUGGGUCUGCUAUACUCUUGACGAACCGUCACUCCUUCGUCAGCGACAAGCCCGGACCUUGUGACUGUGGCGACUCAGUCGCGGAAGCCAAGUCGUUGGGUUGCGAGUACGACACCAUGGCAGCAGCCUGGUUGCCUCCCCACUGCACGGACAAAGAUCUGGUGGCCGAAUUCGACAAGGACGGCGAUGGACCAGAUGGGCGAUGGCAGUACUGGGCGGAUGCCAAUCACACGAUGGAGCUUACUUUGGAGGAGGUUGGCAAUCUCGCAGACACACCUGGCAAGCUCUUCUGGACAACUCCCCGCUGGCAUUUCAUGCACUGCUUCUACUACUGGCGGAAAUUACAGAGAUCUCACACCACGGGUGUCAAGAUAGAGGCGAGGUAUGACAAUGAAAGGCAUGUGACACACUGUGGGAAGAUGUUUAUGAACCCUGGCAUGGAGGCAUUCUCGUAUGUUGAGUUAAAAAGUAGUAACACAGAGCCACCGGAAUUCGCAAAGCACCUCGGUGAGCAGUGA
Diaporthe citri is the source of this 678-nucleotide messenger RNA. RefSeq lists its product as uncharacterized. The record is from RefSeq and is a predicted model, not a curated record. NCBI's taxonomy places the organism in Eukaryota, Fungi, Ascomycota, Sordariomycetes, Diaporthales, Diaporthaceae. Bases 1 to 678 code for a protein of 225 amino acids. The transcript has 2 exons.